UGCCUUUCUCUCUAUCUCUCCCUCUCUCUCUCUCUGCCUUUUUAUCUCUCUCUCUCUUUCUCUCUCUCUCUCUCUCUCUAAAUCUGCCUCUCUUUCUCUUUCUCUCCUCCCUCUGUUUCUCAUACACACGCUUUCCUCUCACUAUGAAUGACAGAACUCCGCUAUUCACCCUAACGAUUUAACUGCGGUGUCCCAAAUCUGUGAUGUGAAGGCUCCCUGCUGCCAAGAGACCAUCUGAUUCAGCGAGAGACGAGCGAGACGAGACCAGACAAACCGAGACGAGACCUCCUCAAAAGUGUGUCAGAGUCGUUCCAGUUCCAAAUCACCAUGAGCUGGAGCUUCUUAACUCGCCUCUUAGAGGAAAUACACAACCAUUCAACAUUCGUGGGGAAAAUCUGGCUCACGGUCCUCGUGGUAUUUCGGAUUGUUCUCACGGCCGUGGGUGGCGAGUCCAUCUACUACGACGAGCAAAGCAAGUUUGUGUGUAACUCAGGCCAGCCCGGCUGCGAGAACGUGUGCUAUGACGCCUUUGCGCCGCUCUCGCACGUCCGCUUCUGGGUAUUCCAGAUUGUUCUGGUGGCCACGCCCUCUCUGAUGUACCUCGGCUAUGCCGUGAACAAGAUCGCCCGGUUGGAAGAAGGCAAAGAGAGCGUCGUUAGCACUUCAGUGAAAUUUUCCAAGAGUAGAAAGUUUUAUCUCAGCAGACGUCAAAGCCGAGGUCUGGAGGACGCUGAAGAAGACCAGGAGGAAGAUCCGAUGAUUUACGAUGAGACUGAAGUGGAAAGCCGAAGUGACAGCGCAGCUCAGGGUGCAACGGGAAGUGGUAUGAAGACACGACAUGACGGCCGACAGCGAAUCCAACGAGACGGACUAAUGAGGGUUUACGUCCUCCAGCUGGUCGCUCGGUCCACUUUAGAAAUAGCCUUCCUGAUUGGUCAGUAUACGCUUUACGGUUUCGCUGUCCCGGCUCGUUACGUGUGCUCGAGUGAACCGUGUCCUCACGUUGUGGAUUGUUUUGUUUCCCGUCCGACGGAGAAGACGAUCUUUUUGCUCAUCAUGUACGCUGUCACCAUGCUCUGCUUGCUGCUUAAUGUCUGGGAGAUGCUCCAUCUCGGACUGGGCACCAUGUUCGAUCUCCUGCUGGCCAGACAGCGGCGAUACGGGCCGGACGAUGACCUGGCCGUGAGCGAGGAUGACGGACGAGGAGGAUACGGAGGGUACGCGCCAUCCUGGACGUCCCCUUCGGCACCGCCAGGCUACAACAUCACUGUGAAGGCGGAGACGGCACCAUUUAAACAAAAGGUGGAGGAAGAGGCGUCACCCAGGGCACAUCAGCAGCAGUACGGAAGCACAGAAGAUAACUUCCUCCAGGUACAGAAAGCAGCAGAAAAGAACCGAAAGGCAAAGCAACAGCAUGACGAGAGAAAACGACGUGAGCAUGAAAGAAACAAGCGAGAUGCAAGCAGAGGGGAGCGAGGGAGCAGCCGCAGCAGUAGCAAGUCGGACGAGGGGAAGCCGUCUGUUUGGAUUUGAGACGCAGACCAGUGAAAUGUGCUUCAAUACCAAAAGUGAACUUGUAUCAGUACUACCAAGAUUUUAUUUUUUCAGAACACACAGAAGAAACCCAUUGGUUUUAGAUUUGAGGUUUAGGGCUCGUGUUCAUCUGAGUAAACAACGAGGUCUUUUUUUCAAUAUGGACCAGAGAGAGUCCAGAGAUAUACUCGGACCAGUAUAUCAAAUGGCGGCCGAUUCGGAUUUGAGACGUAGCCGUCCAUCGUUUUCCUGAGAUCGAUCCAGCUGCCGUAGCGCUGAAAUAAACCCACACCGAUCACCGAGACAUGUAGCAAAAGACAUCUAAAACCACUAGAUUGCACAAUCAAAAUGUUCCUGAAUCUGAAACAGCUGAAAUUCUCACAGUGAAUUGUGGGUAAUGGCAAUAAACCUGUAUCCGCAGGCUUCGUAAACACAGCUGGCUUUAGAUUUGUCCCUUUAGGAAAUGAAAGAAUUAUGCAUAAAGGGGACAGGGUUUAUUUGGCAGCAAGAGACUGAAAAAUGUCCUUUCAGAAAAUUUGGAGUAGCUUUAACGUUAGCAUGCUGAAGAUUUUGUAAACAAGCGCUUGUCUUUUUGGCUGCACUUCAUAGUGGAAAAUGGAAAUGAAACAACUUCUAUAUUUUUUUCCUUUCUCAAAAGAAGGGUGACGUGCUUAGGCACAGCGUCCACACACUGCGAGAAUCAGGACUUUUUGUGUUAUUGAUUCUUUCCGCCAAAAUUUAAAGGAAUAUGCGGAGUGCAGAGUGUUUUUUUUGUUUGUUUGUUUGUUUGUUUGUUUCUGGAUGUCAGACAUGAAAGAGAUUGAAAAUUUCCUUUGAGCUAAUCCAGAGCCCAAUCACAAGAAGAUCAGAAACAGAACUGAACUAAGUCGACGGUUAGCGUCUGUUUCUCGUUGAGGAUAUUUUGGUUUGGUGCUGCUAUUACGUGCCUUUAAUUUCUUUCUUUCAGUCGUUCUUUUGUUGUUGUUGGGGUCCUUGUUGGAUUUGUUGCAAUAGGAACUGGUUCAUAUUAAAGUGCAGAUGAAGACGUUACACCACAUGUAGUCCAUCAACCGAGACAAGAGCUACGCUGCUAACAUGGCUAACAAGCCAGCCACCAGUUUAGCAUGUUGCACUGAAUGCGCAUCUGUUGCGUAUCUUUGGUCGGUUUGUGGAGAUAUCCAGGGUUUCCACUCUAUUAAAUCUAAUCCACUCUAUUAGACUCGAUGUAGCUUCUGACUCAAAAGACUCACAGCACCGGCUGCUAAGAAGACGAAUCACGAAUCAUUCUUCCUCAGCAGAGUUGGUUUUUCUCUCUCUUGGAGUUAACAAGGUACCCAAAAAGCAUUGUGUCGCUUAGUGUGAACCGACACAUUUUAUCGAAACAACGGAGACUCCUUCCACUUGAGUCUCUUUACAAAAUAUCAGCCAUUAGACAUUUUUAUAACACCACAGUGUGGAUGCUAAACUGUUAGCUUUAAGCUUCCAUUACUGGAAGUGUGUCAUAUUCCUGGUUGAUUUCUCACAUGCUAUUAUUGUUGUGUAACUGAUAUAAAGUGUGGGUUUAUUUUCUCCUCGUUAAGUUUAAUAUGUGGAUUGUUUGCGGGUGCACUCGGUUCCAGCCCUGUUUCUCCGUUCCAUCACAGUUUAAGAGUUGUGUUAAAGAAUGUUCUAUAACUUUAUCACCGGAGAGGAUCGAGUUGUAUCAGCAUCAUGCAUCUAUAU
Molecule: messenger RNA, 3255 nt
Organism: Hemibagrus wyckioides
Lineage: Eukaryota; Metazoa; Chordata; Actinopteri; Siluriformes; Bagridae
Product: gap junction gamma-1 protein-like
Exons: 3
Coding region: 328-1533 (401 amino acids)
Biological process (GO): cell communication
Cellular component (GO): connexin complex
Source: RefSeq, a predicted model, not a curated record